UAAAACCAACCACGAGUUGGCGUCGUAUGGGAGAAUCCAUCUUGAAGAGAGCUCUCCGACGGUGUGAUCUGUAAGCGGCUUUUCGGACUUCUUUUGCACCCAUUACGCUUACCUUUGUUUUAAUUUGUCCUGAAAUUAGGGGGAUCAUACUAGUUCAAAAUGUCCGACACCGAGCAGCAGUUUAUGGAAACAUCUGAAAACGGCCACGAAGGCGAUGAGGAUUUUAACGGAGCUGGGCACGUCGAGGAGGCUAAUGACGGCGAGGCUGUGAAUGAAUGCGAGGAGAACGCAGGGCCCGAAGCCUGUGCGGACGAGGCGGAGGGGGGAGAUUCGCAAAACGGUGCCGCGGAGGGCGGACAGAUCAACGCCAGCAAAGGCGAAGAGGAUGCAGGGAAAAUGUUCGUUGGUGGUCUCAGCUGGGACACAAGUAAGAAGGAUCUUAAAGAUUACUUCUCUAAAUUUGGUGAGGUGACGGACUGCACCAUUAAGAUGGACCAGCAGACAGGCCGGUCAAGAGGCUUUGGAUUUAUCCUCUUUAAAGAUGCUGCCAGUGUAGAUAAGGUCCUUGAACAGAAGGAACACAGGCUAGAUGGACGACAGAUUGACCCCAAGAAGGCCAUGGCCAUGAAGAAGGAGCCAGUCAAGAAAAUCUUUGUGGGAGGCCUCAACCCAGACACAGAAAAAGAAGCUAUCCAGGAGUAUUUUGGAACCUUUGGAGAGAUCGAGACCAUUGAGCUUCCACAAGAUCCAAAAACAGAAAAGAGGAGGGGAUUCGUAUUCAUCACGUAUAAAGAAGAGGCUCCUGUCAAGAAAGUUUUGGAAAAAAAAUUCCAUAAUGUCAGCGGGAGCAAGUGUGAGAUUAAAAUAGCCCAGCCGAAAGAGGUGUACCAGCAGCAGCAGUAUGGUGGCCGAGGCUAUGGCGGGCGUGGGAGGGGCCGUGGAGGCCAGGGCCAGAAUUGGAACCAAGGUUACAACUAUUGGAACCAGGGCUACAACCAGGGCUACGGCUACGGACAGCAAGGCUAUGGCUAUGGCGGCUAUGGCAACUAUGACUACACAGCUGGAUAUUACGGCUAUGGGGGUGGCUACGACUACAACCAGGGCAAUACAAGCUAUGGGAAAACUCCAAGACGUGGAGGCCACCAGAGUAGCUACAAGCCAUACUGAUCACAUGUAGUGCAGGUCUAAAGUAAGUAAGAGAAGGAACCCAUGGUCCAACCACAGCGAACAUGGGCUCUGGCUUUUCCUUUGGAGUUGGCUGAAAAUUGGACUCAUGCUCCAUUUGUACAGAUCAAGUGAGGAACUGGGGAAGCAAAUGUCACUUUUCCACUUUUUAUUUUAUAUUGUGUUGUCAUUUACAUUUCCAGAAUUGGAAGUGUUAUUUUUACUGUACUUUUUGGUACCUUUUUGAAUCUAAUGUAUUGUAUGGUUGUAUUUUACAUGUCUACUGGAUUUACCAACAAGCAACAGCAGAGCUUUUAAAGCUCACAAAUAAAUCAAUUUUGCUUUU
Messenger RNA from Lampris incognitus (smalleye Pacific opah), 1510 nucleotides. Its product is annotated as heterogeneous nuclear ribonucleoprotein A/B-like. The coding region runs from base 160 to 1167 and encodes 335 amino acids. Gene Ontology annotation, cellular component: nucleoplasm. NCBI's taxonomy places the organism in Eukaryota, Metazoa, Chordata, Actinopteri, Lampriformes, Lampridae. Gene Ontology annotation, biological process: regulation of gene expression. The transcript has 9 exons. The record is from RefSeq and is a predicted model, not a curated record. Gene Ontology annotation, molecular function: RNA binding.